AAACGAAAAAUCGCUAAAAAAUGGGAUGUUCCCAAUUUUGUUACCAGUGAAAAUCCCAAAGAUGGCUACUAGUGUUUUAUUUAAAAAAUGAAGAUUCAAACCGUAGCAGAAAACAUAAAUAAUUUACUUAAGCUUAGGAAAUUAGAUAUUAAAAAAACAAUAAAAAAUAAAGACUACAUAGAAUAUUUGGGAUAUCAGUAUUUACAGCACAAAUCUGGUAAAAGUGCCAUAUAUUACUAUUGUCGCAAAAGAUGUGGUGGGAGAGCAAAACUCACCAUUAAUUGUGACUUUAGUAUAACUAAAUGUCAUUUAGACACUUGUAAACCAAUUCAAAAUGUUUCACCUUUAUCAUCAAACAUUAUCUUAGAACAACUGAGAUCAAAUUUUCAAGAUGUAUCUCAAAUAUCUUCUCAAUCUCAUGGAGAAUCCUUGACCCUCUCAAAUCCAAGUUAUACUCAAAGUCAUUCAGCUUACACAUCCCCUCUUUGCUCAUAUAUCUCCCCAUAUAUUCCUGAUUUUCAAAAUGCUCCCAACAUAUCAAAUGAUUUCUAUACAUCUCCUCUUAAUUCAGAAAUAGAAAGCAAUUAUUUUUUAGAAAAUAUGGAUAAUUAUGGAUUUGCAGAAUCUCUAAUAGAUUUUAAUGAAAAUAUACAUAUUUUUGAGGAACCAACAUUUAUCGAUAGCCAAAAGGGCAAAUCAUUGCUCUUUUUUCAAAAUUUUCUUUACCGUUAUAACGGUACAUACAGGAAUACAAUUUACUACCGUUGUCUAAAAGCUGAUUGUAAAGUGACGUGUAAAUAUAUUCAGGGAUACACAAUAUCCAAAAUGCAUGAACAUCAAAAUCAUGCUAUACUUUUUCACAAAUUAAAAACUUUGCAAACAGUAAAAGCAACGGUACAACAAAAUCCUUUAGAUACAAGGAUGAAUAUCUAUCUAAAGGCAUUAAACCAACAAUGCUCUGAAGAUCCAGAUAUAAUCAAUUAUCCAGGAGCCUUACCACCUUUUAUUUCCGUUAAAAAUACGAUUAACCGUAUUUUAAAACAAACCAGGCCAAAUAUUCCCAUUAGCAAUGACACAAUUGUAUUGACCACUGAAUUGAUAACAACAUUCAGUGGUGAUAGCUUCUUAAUAAAAAAUAAUAAUAACAAACUUAUUGUAUUUGGGUCUGUCAUGUUAGUCAGUUUAUCUUCCUAUACAAAAUUUAUUUAUAUGGAUGGGACUUUUUACACAUGUCCACGUUUUUUUAGCCAAUUAUAUACUAUACAUAUCAUGUAUAAUCAAACGAUGAUCCCUAUCAUAUAUGCACUUCUUCCAGAUAAAAGGAAGGAGUCCUAUAUUGAGCUAUUUCAAAUAAUCGUGGAAUAUGGGACAUUGAAUGGUAUCCAGUUUUCACCAGAAAUGGCACAAACCGACUAUGAAGCAGGAGCGAUAUCUGCUCUACAAUUUGUAUUUCCCAAUAUUUUAGUAAAGGGCUGCUUCUUCCACUUUACGCAGGCCAUUUGGCGUAAAGUUCAGCAUUUAGGUUUAGUCAAGCAGUAUAAAGAAGAGACUGCUGUAUACACUAUUGUUCGAAGGAUGAGUGUAUUACCUUUAUGCAAGAGAGAGGACAUUCAAGUGGUCCGUGAUUCUUGUGUAGAUCUAGCAGCCAAUGACCCGUUAAUAUUAAGUUUCUUAAUAUAUAUGGAUACUACCUGGAUAAAUUCUGAUGCAAUCUUUCCUCAUCAAAUUUGGACCAGGUAUAAGAUUCAAGGUCCUCGCAGUAAUAAUCAUCUUGAAGGAUAUCACCAUUCCCUCAAGCGAAUGGCAAAAAAUGCUCAUCCGGACAUAUAUUCAUUAAUUCGCGUUUUAAAAGAUAACCAACGCCUGACAGAACUUAAAGUUAUACAAAUCAAUAACGGGGAAAUAGUUACGGAGAAAAAUAAAAAAUAUGUGAUAAUUAAUAAAAAAAUUGUAAACUUAACAGCAUUAUAUGAUAUUACUUCUAAUUUUUUUUUUUAUUGA
Molecule: messenger RNA, 2001 nt
Organism: Gordionus sp. m RMFG-2023
Lineage: Eukaryota; Metazoa; Nematomorpha; Gordioida; Chordodea; Parachordodidae
Exons: 10
Coding region: 88-2001 (637 amino acids)
Source: RefSeq, a predicted model, not a curated record